GCUAAUUGCGCAUGCGCGUAUGCAUCAAAACACCGAAAAAAGAAAAGGAUGGCUGCCUGAAGAUAUCCAAGAAAAACAAUGUCCUAUCGAGCGUGCAGUAGCUUCAGUGUAAUCCCAGUGUGAGAGCUCAGUGAGGUGAGAGACCCCGAAGAUGGACAGCGUUACGGUGGGGGCCUCAGGCGGGACAGCUGACUGUCCCCUGGUCUCUGAAGACAUGGAGGGGAUCUGUGUAAUGCCAGACAUAAGUGCCAUCAAGACUGAGCAGUCGGUGGGUGCCAGUCCAGAUGACCCCGGCACCCAAAAUGUGGCCAUGGGGAUCAAGUUCAUCCUGCCGAACCGCUUUGACAUGAAUGUGUGCUCCAGAUUCGUCAAGUCGCUCAACGAGGAGGACAGCAAGAACAUCCAGGACCAGGUCAACUCUGAUCUGGAGGUGGCUUCUGUUUUAUUCAAAGCUGAGUGCAACAUCCAGACCUCACCUUCACCGGGUAUACAAGUGCGUCAUGUUUACACACCGUCCACCACCAAACAUUUCUCCCCCAUCAAGCAGUCCACCACCCUGACCAACAAACACAGGGGCAAUGAAGUUUCUUCCACACCUCUUCUGGUGCAUUCUUUGUCCAUUCAUCAGUUGGCAGCCCAAGGAGAAAUGGUGUUUCUGGCUAGCAGGAUUGAACAAGAGACUGUGAUCAAUCUACAAGAUGAGGAAGGCUUUACCCCCUUGAUGUGGGCAGCUGCACAUGGACAAAUUGCUGUUGUGGAGUUUCUGCUUCAAAAUGGUGCUGACCCCAACCUCCUGGCCAAAGGAAGGGAAAGUGCAUUGUCUUUGGCCUGCAGCAAGGGAUACACUGAUAUUGUGAAGAUGCUCAUCGACUGUGGUGUUGACGUGAAUGAAUAUGACUGGAAUGGUGGAGCUCCUCUGCUCUACGCUGUCCAUGGGAACCACGUACGCUGUGUUGAAAUCUUGUUAGAGAGUGGUGCUGAUCCUACCAUCGAGUCAGAUUCUGGAUUCAAUGCAAUGGACAUGGCGGUGGCAAUGGGCCAUCGAAAUGUUCAACAGGUGAUGGAGGCACAUUUACUGAAGCUGCUGAUGGGAAUCAGAGAAUGAACUGUUAAGCUUGAGGAAAACAUACUGGAGGGACAAUGCUGCACUCUGGACAAUCAUGUAGCAUGCCCAGGCUAUCAGCCUGCAGGAAUGUUUUAGUCCACAAAGUGAUAUUUCAACAUCAUUUUGUGGGCAUGGUGCAUAUGAAGGUUUGUGCUGACUUUUUUAUUUGAACCCUCUUUAAAACUGUUUUACUCAGCAAAUUUUCCAAUUGAAUGUGGAGUACCAAAUUUAAUAAGGAUUCACUUACAACAUUUUAAAGAACAAGUAUGUAAAGGUGAGUACAAAAAAAAGACACAGUUACUCACGACAACCCAGCAUGCACUGCACUGCACGCCACCUGAAUGCUCCCAAAUGUGCAGUUCAGGAUUCAUUUCUGCUUUAAUUAAACAUGGAAGUUUUGUUUUGAGCUCUCAGUGUCAUAUGAUAUGUUACAUGCCAUCAUGAGCUAAUCUAUCCUUUUCCCGUUAUGGCAAAUUUUUAACUAACUUAUUAACUAUAAAACAGAUUUUAAGAGUAACAGGUUUUUAAUGUAAUAAGUUGAAUGGCCUCACGUAAGCACUGUCUGGUUUUCACUGUAAACACAGUUCAGAAAUGACAGCAGGUGGACUGUGAAUGCUUUGUUACAGACUGUGAUGCACAUGAACCAGACUGUGCGCUUUAUGACGCUGCCAAGUUGUGUGUUGAUCCUGAAGAUCUUUGUGUUUGUUGUACUGAGUUUAUUUAUUUAAAUAAUUUAGACAUUGUGUUGUUAUGUGAUAAAAACUGUCAUAUUAAUGAGUCUG
Molecule: messenger RNA, 1887 nt
Organism: Scomber japonicus (chub mackerel)
Lineage: Eukaryota; Metazoa; Chordata; Actinopteri; Scombriformes; Scombridae
Gene: ankra2
Product: ankyrin repeat, family A (RFXANK-like), 2
Exons: 9
Coding region: 152-1105 (317 amino acids)
Biological process (GO): regulation of gene expression
Cellular component (GO): nucleus
Molecular function (GO): protein binding
Source: RefSeq, a predicted model, not a curated record